UGCACAUACCACCUAAGGUUGCUCAGUAUCUUGUGGCUGAGGUAGAUGGCCCAUUUUAGAUAAGGGACUUGGCACGGAUGCGAUAAGAUCCACUCUAGCCAUCUAGAAUCAUCAAUCCAUUCCCUUUCUACUUUUCAACAUCUUUAAGAGCGACGCCUUAGACCAUAAGGCGGAUAACGCAGCGAGUCUUUUCAUAUCACCAUACAAACCCUACAAAAUGGCUCCCGGGAAUAUCAACGUCUUCGUAACAACCUUCUCGGGCUUAGGCCUACCUCCUACUCUAUCUCUUCCUAUCCCUUCAACCGCAACUCUUUCAGACCUUCACCAUCGCAUCGAGGACCGACUACCGCAAAUCGAUUCGCGACUUAUUCUGACUACCAUAUCAAACAAACAAAUCCUCUCUAAUUCUAGAGAUUUAGUCUCUACUCUCUGCGACUCCGAUGAUGCAUUCUUAUCUCUACGAUUAUCAAUCCCGCUAUGUGGUGGCAAAGGUGGUUUCGGCUCCCAGCUCCGAGCAGCCGGUGGCCGAAUGUCUUCGAAAAAGAAGAGGAACCGCGGCGACGAAAACGCAUCUAGCAGGAAUCUAGAUGGGCGCCGAAUAAGAACAGUUAAUGAGGCUAAGGCGUUGGCUGAAUACCUAGCCAUCAAACCUGAGAUGGAGCAAAAGGAAAAGGAAAAGCGACGCGCGCGCUGGCAGCAGAUCGUCGACGCCGCGGAUGAGAGGGAGCACGAGAUUAAGAACAGCACCAAGGGCCGCUUAGAUGGCAAGUGGGUUGAGGACAAAGAAGAAGCUAGCGAGCGAACGCGCGAGGCAGUUCUCGCUGCUAUAAAGGCAGGAAACUACAAAGACAAUAUGCUCGGCACAUCGCACGGUUCUGCCUCCACGGAGGAUAUGGACGAAGACUCAAGCGAAGGAGAAGAUUCUGAGGAGUCAAGCGGCUCUAAGGCUCCAACUCGGCCAACGAAUACCAAGUCAAAGAAUAUCACGUCGAAGAAGCCCGUCACGAGAGCGUUCGCCGGAUUUGACGAAGAUGACGAGUUUAUGAGUUCUUCAGAUGAGGACGAGGAGAAGAAAUAAGGAAACAAGAGCAUGUUACUAAUGAUACCCCCAAAAAGACGAGAUAAUCAAGACCUACCCCCGGGUCAACUACCUAGGCCCCUAUACUUCACCUUGAUUCUUUACACCAGCCAUCCUAUUAAUGCCAAUCAGGUAUGUGUAUGUAGUUGAGUUUAAGGAGCGUGCUUUAGCCAUUAAUCGUCGUUAUGUACCUGGGCUCGUAUUUCAUGUGCUUGUAACCUCAUUUACAUAUAGGAGGUAUGGAGGUUCGAAGCAGCACUACGAUCAUGAGAAUGACAAGAGUAUCGUGAUUACACAGAAACCUGUGCCGAUGCUUGGGAUGCUAGCUUCGUCAAACUAUCCCCACGAGAUAUCUAGCUUAUAGACAAGACUUAAUCAAAACACAACCAAAUAUACGCUACCCAAAGACUCAG
Messenger RNA from Daldinia decipiens, 1491 nucleotides. RefSeq names its product telomere stability and silencing-domain-containing protein. The transcript has a single exon. Bases 218 to 1078 code for a protein of 286 amino acids. Gene Ontology annotation, cellular component: nucleus. The record is from RefSeq and is a predicted model, not a curated record. NCBI's taxonomy places the organism in Eukaryota, Fungi, Ascomycota, Sordariomycetes, Xylariales, Hypoxylaceae.